Messenger RNA from Aspergillus luchuensis, 1482 nucleotides. Its product is annotated as transcription initiation factor TFIID subunit 7 family protein. The transcript has a single exon. Bases 1 to 1482 code for a protein of 493 amino acids. Gene Ontology annotation, biological process: transcription initiation at RNA polymerase II promoter; RNA polymerase II preinitiation complex assembly. Gene Ontology annotation, molecular function: RNA polymerase II general transcription initiation factor activity. NCBI's taxonomy places the organism in Eukaryota, Fungi, Ascomycota, Eurotiomycetes, Eurotiales, Aspergillaceae. The record is from RefSeq and is a predicted model, not a curated record. Gene Ontology annotation, cellular component: transcription factor TFIID complex.
AUGUCGGACACACCCCGUCCAUCGCUCAAGCUCACCUUCGGGAAAAAGAAGGCGCCCGAGGAAACACCCCAGAGACAGCCUGCUGCACCUCCUCCGCCAACAGAGACUCCUCAACGCAAACUCACGCUCAAGAUCGCCCGUAGACCGGCACCAGAAGCGCCGCCCGAGGAUGACAAACUCAAGAAAAAGAAGAAGACUUCGAAGAAGCGCCCAGCAGAGGGACCCGCGUUGCAGGAACCAUCCACCACGGUCGCGACAGCCCAACCCUCUGGACCUAAACGCCUGAAAUUAAACCCAUCGAAGAAGCCUGGGGUCCAGUCGCUCCGUAUCAAGAACAAGGGGCUGGUCCCCAACCGACCAGUGGGUGUUGGCUACGACUCGGAGGCAUCCGACACGGAAAUCGACCCCUCGAUCGAAGAACAAUUCAUUUUGCGCAUGCUGCCCGGAGAGGAUUGCGAAUAUCUCCAACGCGCCAUUGCUGAACGCCGGUUCGACCGUUCGGAGAUUUCUUUCAAACCACUCACCCGUGAGGGACGACGCGCCAUCUUCAAGAUCCGCGAUCAUCAAUACGCCGCAGCGCUGGUGGACUUGCCAUGUAUCAUCGAAGGUAUGAAGAGUUGGGACCGGCGUGGGUGGUACAAAUCUGCGGAUAUCUGCCAGAUGCUUCUGAUCCUUGGCCCGGUUGCCAAUGAACAAGAGGCCAUGGACUACCCACUCCCCUCGGACAUCCUACACCCAGACGACAAGACACUGCAAUACCCACAUGGUCUCACACCACCGUUGCGAUGGGUGAGAAAGCGCCGUUUCCGCGAACGGAUUAGCACGCGGACUAUCGAGCAGGUCGAGAAGGCCGUCGAGGAUCUGAUCGCCCAGGAUGAGGCUGCCGUGGCACCUAUCCGCUACGAGCUGGUUGAUAAGACAGCAUUGAACCGGGCUGAGGGACUGGUCCAGAGUGGAGAUUACGACUACGAAGACGAAUAUGAUGAUGAGCAGGAUGCCGAGGGUGAGAUGGAGGAAGGCAUGGAAGACGGUGGUCUGUUCGAUGACUUUGAAGACACUCUGGCUGCCGAGAUGGAGGCUGCCUUGGCUGCCGGCGACGAAGGCGAGGCAGGCGCUGCGGCCGCGGCACCUGGAGCCGAGCCACCAUCAGAUGCUGGGGUAUACCAAGCGGGCACGCCGAUGGCAACGAAGCCGUCCACACCAGCGCCAGAAUCAUCCGGUGACGAGAGUGACGGGUCCGACGAUGGUGACGAACCGGAAGACGAGCUGGACGAUGAGCAACUUGAGCAACAGCGGCAGAUGCAGCAGCAACGCGAGGAAAUUGCCGAACUGGAGGCAUUGAUCCGGGCCGAGACGGCGAAGUGGGAGAAGAUGCAGAACGCCAUUCUGAAGGGCAAACUGGCCAAGCGCAUCCACGAUCUGAAACAAGAUCUAUCACUGAAGAAGGUGUCUAUCGGCGAGGGCGAUGAUGCUGAUGGUUAA